AUGGGGAGCAGCAGAAAUGCCGUCCCCGACGCAUGGGAAGACGACUGGGAGACCCAGGCCGACAAGCAAGAAGCCCAGCCUACGCAAGAAGCCCCGCCGCCGGCACCAAUGACCAAGGCCGAGCGACGAGCACAGCACGCAGAGACGAACCGCAAGCUCUGGGAAUCAGCCGACACCCGCGAAACGUUCCACUUCGUCGAGGCCACGUCCAACGUGCCCCUCGCCUCGACCUUCAAACCCCAGGUCAAGGUCCUCAGCCGCAAGCCCCCGCCAACCGUGGCCCGCCGCGUCGACCCCGUCACGGGCGCCAUCUCGCAGCUCUCGGUCCGCGACGACGACGACGACGACGACGACGACGAGGCGGGCGGCAGGGCAAAGGCCGUCCAGCCGACGCCCGAGGAGAUCCGCGCACGGCAGCAGCGCGAGCGCGAGGAGAAGCAGAAGCGGUACGACGAGGCGCGGGCCAAGAUCUUUGGCGAGUUGAACCCCUCGUCCGGCGUGACGAGCCUUGGCGGGCACGGUGAGCGUUGA
Verticillium dahliae VdLs.17 is the source of this 531-nucleotide messenger RNA. RefSeq lists its product as uncharacterized. The record is from RefSeq and is a predicted model, not a curated record. The transcript has 3 exons. NCBI's taxonomy places the organism in Eukaryota, Fungi, Ascomycota, Sordariomycetes, Glomerellales, Plectosphaerellaceae. The coding region runs from base 1 to 531 and encodes 176 amino acids.